Messenger RNA from Ochlerotatus camptorhynchus, 4624 nucleotides. RefSeq names its product filzig (gene flz). NCBI's taxonomy places the organism in Eukaryota, Metazoa, Arthropoda, Insecta, Diptera, Culicidae. The coding region runs from base 413 to 4603 and encodes 1396 amino acids. The transcript is spliced from 8 exons. Gene Ontology annotation, biological process: proteolysis. Gene Ontology annotation, molecular function: serine-type endopeptidase activity. The record is from RefSeq and is a predicted model, not a curated record.
AAGGUGAAUCAACAUCCGAAAUCAGCUGGCAAAGAAGUCGAAAGAGUUCAAGGUUCUCCACUUUCCUGGAAUCUGGUUCGGGAGAAAGUGUAUGAUGUUUGAGUCUCGUCUCCGUCGUCGUCGUCGUCCCCUUUCGUAGUGCGGUUUUUUUUUCUUCCUAACCUCGUUCCCUUGUUCGACGGAAUUGAUCAAAAACACAUAAACCAGGAAGAAACGUGAAGAUACAAACAGAAUAAAAGUGUCGUAGAUCUUCGGACGGAAGAAUUCUCGAGCUCAAGGAGUCAGAGCCAGAGCAGCUAAAAAAGCGCGUUUGAGAUCUUGGAUAAGGGUGUGUCUGUGAGUUCCGAGCGUAUUCGGAGGAAAAGUGAACCGAAGGCGAAGAAAGCAUUCAAUCAACCCGGGAAGUGACACGAUGGUGACGGGCUACGUCAAGUGGCGGCUGCCGAGGGCAGUGCCGAUAUUGGCGCUCAUCGCGAGCUGUAUGCUGCUGCUACCGCCGUGGAUGCCGUUGCACGGCGUAAAUGGGUUAAGUUCAACAGUUGAAAGAGAAAGUCGAAAGCUCUUCGGAGGCUACCGGAUAACGCCAAAGUUCUGCAACGCCACAAGGUCACUGCUGAAGCGAGAUUCUGACCGACGGGGACCGACGAUCUGCAUGUUUAACCACGAGUGCUUCCAACGGCAGGGAGAAGUGGUGGGAGCCUGUAUGGAUGGAUUCCUGUUUGGAACCUGCUGUGAGCUUCCCCUGACGAACGAUAUCGCAAUGAUCACGGAAUCGCUGCUGGACCAGUACAACUAUACGGAUUAUGCAGAAACCACAUCCCAGUCAUCGCUCAGCUCUGCUAUUGCCAGUCAGUACGAAAAGUUUGGAAGCCAACUGACCGGUUCGGGAACUGGAUACGGACCGAUCAUCAAUUACGAACCAAUCAAGCUUGAAAAUCCAAUCAAAGAGAGCAGUGAUUUAACCGGAAGUGCCGGAAGCAUGCCAAGUGCUGUUUCCAGCGAGAAGCCGUUGUUCAAUAAACUCGAAAACAACUACAUUACAAAUGACGACCUGGAUGACGAUAUCGUUCAGAGUAGUUUGAAUUCUCAUAAGUACGAACUGUCAAAUAGUGCAGUAUCCGUGUACUCGCCAUCCACUUCAAAUAUCAAAUCGGAAGAAAUCGAGAUUGGAACAACCAUCCCGCCACCUCCGGUCCGAAAUGAAGUUAGCUACGUACAGAUCGAUAACCACAAUAACGUCUACAGUUCGGAGAUCCCGUCAUCGUUGAACAUGUACAACGAACAUUUUGCAGAUGCUAACACGGCUCCAGCUUCCUAUGUUGAAUCCAGCACAGACAUCACCUCGAGUGGAGUUCAAAUCAUUGCCAACCAGAUCUACCAGGAGAACCAGUUAUUCGAUCAUAGUGACAUCACCCACCCAGAAGCUGAAACCGACUUGUUCAACGAAAACGGAGCCGUCGACCAGAGCUAUGCCAAUCCCAGCGAUUUCAACAACCAGGAAAUCGUUACGGAGGUGCUGACCACAGAAAAACCUGUGAAAAUUAUCCACCCAAAACCUCAGUUCAAACCUAAACCUAAGCCAACUCAAGCAACCGACCCAAACAACUACGUACUUGUACAUACUAUUUCUAGUAACUCCAAAGACAGCGAGAACCAUACCACAAAACCAACGGUCUCCGUCAACAACAUUCACUCGAUCGAAUCGAUCAUAUUAAUGUUGAACGAAACCAACCUUGGACCACAGUACGACACGGACUCGGACACCAAACAGGACAAUGUGACCGAGACUUUCCCAACGCAGGCACCAGAGACCACAUCGCAGGCGUCCUAUGCGACGUCUUCGAUCGAUUACGAUAAGUACGGACCGACCAGUUUCUACAUCACCAAACCACUGAAGACGAGUCCUCCAACUACCUCACUAUCCACUAAGGUCCCUUCGACCAGCUAUGUGUACAGUCCAAAGCCUACGAGACGGCCCAUUCUGGAACCGGUUGUAGUCCAAGCUACCUUACUGACGAGCGGAUACGGAACGACAGCUGUGACUCAAAAAGAUCCAGCUAUCUCCGUAUCAACCGUUCGUCCACCACCAAACAAACUUGUUGUCACAGCCGGCAGCGGAAACAAACGACCGGUACUCAUCACAAGCGAAGGAGAGCAUGCCGUCCCAUCAGGAUACUACACUGCUGCAUCAACUGCAGCGCCUGUUGCAGUCUCUUCUGUUCAACCCACUAAGAAAGUGACCACUCAUCCAACGAAGCGCCCAGUGUCAACUACCAUCAAGCUGCCCGAAUACAUUAUCCAGUCAUCGACACUUUCCCAUCAAUCACCAGCCACCCUGACCAACGUCAACUACGUCCACAUUGCCAGUGCAUCUGACCACCCAUCGCCAACCGUUCACAUUACGCCGAAACCCGUUCCAGGACUCGUUACCUCUAGCACCUGGAACCAGAACAACAACAACAACAACAAUAACAAGCUGACCAGCCCUAUCAGCAGCAACCAACGUCCAGGCUAUUACGAUAAUACUCCACCUCCAGUCUACGUUUCGUCCCUUGCAGACUUUGCCGAUGAGGGCUACUUUGGAGUAACAAAGCGACCUGGAGCUGCUCCGACUCUAUCAUCCACCGCUAUCUACACGAUCGUCGAUACCAACAACGUACUCGGUCAUAUUGCCUCGUCAACCUACUCUCCAUAUGGACCAUCCUCUCCAACGUAUCAAACAGUUAACCGCAUUCCACCGAAUCAACAGCCCACUCACAUUUACAUCGCCCAGGCUAUCGAAUCGUCCACCAUCAAGAACGAACUCUAUACAACACCGGACGACAUCAACAACUUCCCCCCGGUUAGAAACCCCAGUUUCAACAUGACGGACUCAACCAUGAUGACCAACAUCACCAAAAUCGAAAACGAUCACUUCUCCGGCAUCAAAGAUGAUGAAAAGGUCAAUUUACUGGUUAACAAGAUUGUGGAAUCAUUCAACGGAAACUUCGAAGAACUGGAGGCGAUCCUAAAAGAGCGCAGGAACCUUACGUACUCACAUACCACGACUGAAGCAACUACCACCACCACUACCACUACCGAAAAGAUCAAGACUACAAGCUCUACCAGCAGGCCAGUGACCAAGAAGAAGAAGAAGCGUCCAAGUGGUAGCAAGAAGCCCUCCAACUCCACAUCGACUUCGUCCACUACUAUCAAGAAACCAUCCACCACCAAACCAACCGUCAUUCAGCAGGAUUCGGCCCCGCAAUCUACAUAUGGCACCGCAACCUCCACGAAACCGGUCUCUAAGCCAUCCAAGAAACCCACCAAGACUAAACGCCCUAGCAACUCGACGAAACCAACUUCAUCCUCUUCGCAGACCAAACCCGUUGUCACAACGGUUGACCUGUCCAGCCCAACGAAGCCAGCGAAACCAUCCAAGCCAAAACCUUCCAGUUCUGCCUCUACCCGUCCGAAACCGACGAGCAGUUCAAAACCCUCGGCCGACGAAAAGCCAGCCACCACCGCGUCCAAGCCAUCUGCAUCCACCACAAAGAAACCAGUCCGGACAUCGACCUCGAAGAAGCCAGCCAAGAAGCCCACCAGCCGACCCACACUGGCCGACACCGAACCAGUGACGCUGACCAGCACCCGUAAACCGACCAAGGCGACGAAGCGUACCACCAAGCGACCGACGACGACCACCACCACCACCACCACUACUACAACACCGGCCCCGGAAGACGAAAUCAUUGACGAGGAGGAGAACGUCGUGGAGGAGGAAGAGGAAGACGAGGACGUCGGCGAGGAGACCAACGAGACGGUCGACGAUCAAGCGCCAAGAAAAAUACUAUGCGGUCAGCGACCACUGAUGAAGAGUGCCCGUGUCGUUGGAGGAAAGGCAGCCAAGUUCGGCGAAUGGCCUUGGCAGGUGCUGGUACGGGAGUCCACUUGGCUCGGUCUGUUUACCAAGAACAAGUGCGGCGGUGUGUUGAUUACGAACGAAUACGUCAUCACGGCUGCUCACUGUCAGCCUGGCUUCCUGGCCUCGCUGGUAGCCGUGUUCGGAGAGUUCGAUAUCUCGAGUGACCUGGAAUCCAAACGAUCCGUUACGAAGAACGUCAAGCGGGUCAUUGUGCACCGGCAGUACGAUGCGGCCACCUUCGAGAACGAUCUUGCCAUCCUGGAGCUGGAAAGUCCCAUUCACUACGAUGUUCAUAUUGUGCCAAUUUGCAUGCCAUCAGACGAAGCUGACUUUACCGGCAGAAUGGCGACAGUGACCGGAUGGGGACGAUUAACUUACGGCGGCGGAGUGCCCUCGGUGCUACAGGAAGUGCAGGUCCCAGUGAUAGAAAACAGUGUCUGUCAGGAGAUGUUCCACAUGGCCGGGCACAACAAGAAGAUCCUGCCGUCGUUCGUUUGUGCUGGCUACGCGAACGGCAAGCGAGAUUCCUGUGAGGGUGACAGUGGUGGCCCGCUGGUGCUGCAACGUCCCGACGGUCGCUACGAGCUGGUCGGAACGGUAUCCCACGGAAUUCGCUGUGCGGCCCCCUACCUGCCCGGAGUCUACAUGCGGACGACAUUCUACAAACCUUGGUUGCGAAGCGUCACCAGUGUAAAAUAAGCGCACUCGCCAGGCAAACAA